Molecule: messenger RNA, 849 nt
Organism: Camponotus floridanus (Florida carpenter ant)
Lineage: Eukaryota; Metazoa; Arthropoda; Insecta; Hymenoptera; Formicidae
Exons: 3
Coding region: 242-802 (186 amino acids)
Biological process (GO): sensory perception of taste
Cellular component (GO): membrane
Source: RefSeq, a predicted model, not a curated record
AUCUUUAUCGGAUUUUGCAUGUUUAUAGCGUUCCACGAUUCAAUAUAAGACAGAAUGUAUCUUCACGCAAAUAAAUGUCAUUUCACUUUUAUUAACUGAUACGUCAAAAUGGAUUUAAAAUACUAUAUGCGCGAUUUAUCGGUGAUGCGAUUGAAUCGUUAUAUAAUGUCUUCUAUGUAGGCGUCAAAAAAACUUAUCAAAAGCUGUUAGUCUGUUGCGAAUAGCGCUUCAUAUUUUUACCAUGUUAAAAAAGAUAUUGACAGUACAAACACCUUUCCAAAAUCUAAAGUUAAUAACAAUGAUCAUUAAAAUAUUUGGUUUACUUUCAUGCAAAUUAGUAAAAGGUCGAUUGAAACCGAGUGCCAGCGGCCGUUGUUAUUGUGCAUUAUGGAUAUUAAUUCAUUGUGUAUACACGGGUACGUUUUACUAUGAGACAUACAUUGCAUUGCUCGAAAAAGAUGCUAAACAAAAGUUCAUAAUAUUUGAAACUGUGCGGUUUACUAUUUUCGUCGCUUCAAUAAUUCCUUACAAUUACGUGGCAUGUUUUCAAGAGCAAGAGUUUAUUAAGUUUUCCGACAAAUUAGAAAUGUAUGAUGACAAGGCAAGAGCACUAGGACAUGAGAGAAAGGAUAAGCACAUAUUCAUAUGGCUAUAUUUCAUAAUAACAGGAUGCGAUUUGAGUAGACGAACAUAUGAUAUUCUUAGUGCAAAUAUAGCGGAUGGAGCGAUACAAAAAAUGAUCGAAGACAUCAUUCCGGCGGCCAUAGGCACCUAUGACAUCUUUAUAACUGGACAAUAUUGAAAUGAUGUUAUAUUUUUAUCAUCGGAGAUAUACCUUCACAGCUGCAG